CCUCUUCCCGACUGUCUUCCAUUUGUAAAUUCAUUUAUUUUCAUUGGUAGCGCGGCCACUAGAGUAUCUGGUCAAUAUAAUGGAGAAUCUGUGAUGAAGUUCAUUUUUCACAGUUGGUGAUGGCGGGUGUUGUCGAAAUCGACACCAUGAAGAAUUACCACAUAGCCUUUGAGAGAAUAGACCCCGAUACGAGCCGUUACCCCUACUGUAUUGUGUGGACACCUAUCCCCGUACUAUCAUGGCUGCUUCCAUUCAUUGGGCACAUGGGAAUCUGCACCUCUUCUGGUAUCAUCCGGGACUUUGCUGGGCCCUACUUUGUCUCUGAAGACAACAUGGCCUUUGGGAGACCAACAAAGUACUGGAUGCUGGACGUAGCCAAGGUGUAUGCUAGUGGCUCCAACGCCUGGGACACAGCAGUGCAUGACGCCUCAGAAGAGUACAAAAACAGAAUGCACAACCUCUGCUGUGACAACUGUCACUCCCAUGUGGCCAUGGCUCUGAACCUGAUGCGCUAUGAGAACAAGACCUCGUGGAACAUGAUCAACCUCUGUCUGCUCUCCCUAGUCCACGGAAAACACGUCAGCUGUGCAGGGUUCUUGAAGACCUGGCUUCCCUUCCUCAUGUUGCUGGGUAUUAUCCUGACUGUGGCUCUGACCAUUAACCUGCGGUGACCAGCCAACCAGGUGGGAGGACACAGCUUACAGGGUGGGAAGGGGGAGGGACUCCUUGCAGGAGGGGGAUGAGGGAGAUGGGGGUUGAGUGAGGUGAGAGCACACACGGGGAGGAGGGACCCCCUGCAGGUUGGAACUUGAGGUGGGAGGUGUCACUCUACACCUACUCUAACCUGCUUGUGAGGACAGAGAGGAAACAAAGACAUGGAACUGUGACAUCCCAGCAACAAACAAACCAAUGAGAGAAGGGCAAUAACAUCCUCCUCUCGACUAAACACAAAGCCUGCUUGUUUCUAGGACCAGGCAACCUGGCUUUCAAUGGUGGCGGAUGGCAAUUUAGUUUUUUGUUUAUUUUGGCAUUGAUGUUAAUUGUUCUUGAUGGACGGUAGCUUACUUAUAAAUGUUUUAAUCCCCCUCCACACACAUCCCAACCCCAUGCAGUUUUCAAAUGUUUUGAUUUUCAAUUAAGUCCUACUAUGGGGGGUAUAGACCUUCAUAAUUUCUAGGUAAUGGAUGAUGUUGCAGGUUCUGUAGACUAGAGGAAUGAUGGUAGUGGUGAAGGGGGCAGAGGUUGUUCUUUCUUUCAGGGGUAGUAGUCUUGUCUCCCACAGCGACAGCAGCAUCCGUCUCUUUCUCUCUCUGCCAUGCUGAAACGAACACCCACCAUCCAUCUAAUGACAUGGGACUGAUGAUGACUCAGUGCUUCCCAUACUCCAUCUUGAUGUUUGGAACAGAAAACAUGACAUUUCCCUUUUAAUGCCUUUCAAGGAAUGUGCUAUUGCGUUGGCAUUUUAUACUUGGAUUGAUACAGUUCCUAUUUCUGCAACUUUUAAUAGCCUGUGAUUCACCAUGAGUGAUUUGUUGUUACAAUUAAUUGAAUAUAUUUACUACAUUGGAGUUUAUCCAGGAUAAUAAUUCUCAAAACUCUGCUAUAAACAAGUGAUGCUUCAUAUCUUGUAUAAUAUCUGAGUCUAAUUUAACUGCUUUUAUCUGCAUCUUAUUAAAAUAUUUCAAUUUUUCUUAACUCGAUUGACAAUUAUGUUUAGACCUGUUUUAAUGAUGGCUCUUUUUGAAACAGGAUUAUAGAUUUCAGAUAAUCUCAUUAAGUGUGUUGGAUUAUUUGGAUACUUCCUACGGUUGCCAUGGUAACCUCUGUGGCACCCUGGACUCAUAACUCUGGACUGCAGAUGGGAAUGAAAUGCAUGAUGUUCUGGAAUGCUGCAGAGUUCAUUUGUGUUCUAGAAUGUGAGCGUGCCAAAUGUAGAGCUUCCUGGUCCCUACAGGAGAGGGAUCACCGCUUUCUGAUCUGUUCCACACGCAAACUUUAACCCCAAUGUGCCCCAGAAGAAAGAAGUACCUCUGAAACCUGGCUCUGCCUGGGUUGACAAAUUGAAAGUAAUUCAUAUAGUUGGUGCAUGGAAGAACACGGGUCUUCCUGGAUAACAUGUAUGUGCAUGAAAGGCUCAAUUUAUAUCAAACUACAUUUUUAGACCGUACCAUCUAUAUUGAUUUUGUAUGUAGCAGCCUACUUUCAAACACUGGCUAAUCCUAGAUCAGGGGUUCCCAAACUUGGUCCCGGGGCCUCCCCUGGAUGCACGUUUUGGUUUUUGCCCUAGCACUAAACGGAUGAUUCAAAUAACCAAUCAUCAAGCGUUGAUUAUUUGAAUCAGCUGUGUAGUUCUAGGGCAAAGACCAAAACGUGCACCCAUGGGGGGCCUCUGCACCGCGUUUGGGAAACCCUGUCCUAGACGAUGAUUGGCACACAAAAUCUAAUGACAUGGCUUUCUUCUGCGGUGGCAGGUUCAAAUCCCCUCAUUGUUUGAGUGAAAGCGCUGAGCCUUGAGCCUUUUCUCUUUAUCUGUGGAGCUGCCAGAAGCAGCAGGUAGCCUGCUGGCUCCUCCAGGUUUACACACCCAUACCCUUGUCACACUACAGAGCUGUCUUUGGCUUAAUAUCCUGUGGUCUCCUCCUGUGCCAGAGAAAGUUUCACUCCUGUCUCAAAUGAGAUUAGGACAUAGUGAAAUGCCAAUGCAUCUCUACGCAGCCCUUUUCACAUUCCUGCUUCUUUCUCUCUAGUUGGACUUUAUUAUUUGAAAUUCCAGUAAAUGUGAUAUAUGUCGAUCUACUACUGCAAUAACCCCAAAUUGUAUGUAAACCCCCCCCCCCCAAAAAAAACAAUGUUUAGAUUUGUAUAGGAAGUCUAUAAAGAUCCUCCUUUGCUUUCCAUUACAUUCACAGUCAAGGCAGUUUUACACUACUUCUGUACCUGUUGGUGAUUUUAUGCGAGAUGCCAAUUCUUUCCAGGGUAUUUACAUUCCUUUGGUGUGCUUAUGGCGUCUUUCUCAUCUUUCUUCUUCCUUUCAUGUUCAUGUGUGAAUAUUAGACCAAGUGCUAUUGUCUUAGGUUUGAUUAUUUUACAUUUACAUUUAAGUCAUUAUAAUCUCAAAUAUCCUGUUUAAUUCUCUGUUUUAAUUUAUAUUGUAAAUUAACUAUCCUCCUUAAUUCCCUUCAUUUUCUACAUGCAAUGCCAUAUGAUACAAUAUCAAAACUCAUCACUGUUCUGCAAUGAAGCAAUUUUGUGCCUGAAUGCAUGAAUGCGUGUGUGUCAAGACGCGUGUGGGCGUGUACAUGCAUGACGGCCGGUUGUGCAUGUCCUGGCUGCGUGUUCUAUGUCUUUGUGGACAUAACUAUUUACUUGAAUCCUGUGGCUUUUUGGGGAAUUGACGAUAACUGCAUAUGAUAUAUUUAUUACCCAAAUUGUUAUCUAAAAUGAUGUAAGUUGAUAAGGUUAUAGUACGUAAUAAACUAGACUGUAAUGAACCUUUUUAAAUGAUCCAUAGUUGACCCAAGUUUCCCAGUCUUGAUAUUAGUUGUGUCUACACUCUUAGACAAAAGGGUUCCAAAAGGAUGCUUCAGCUGUCCCCGUAGGAGAACCCUUUUUGGUUUGGCGUAGAACGCUCUGUGGAAAAGGUUCUACAUGGAACCCAAAGGGGUUUUACUUGGAACCAAAUAGACCUGGAACCAAAAAGGAUUCUUCAAAGAGUUCUCCUAUGGACAUCAGGUCAAUCUUGAGGGAAUCUUAUUUGAGUCCGAUAAGGAUGUUCAUAUGAUAGGCUCUCUGCAAGGUAUUGUAUAGUUUACCUAUCCAACUGACAAUCUCUUAGGAAAAAAUAUAAAUGAUCAGAACCAAGACUUAAAAAUAACUGAUAUUGGCACAAGAUGGAGGGUAUGUUGGAUCAUAACAAGGUUACAGUUAACUAAAAUUAACGUAUGCAUAGAAUUUAUUAUACAAGAGACAACAUUCACAAAUUCUAAAGCAGAAUGGCAAGAAUCAUGUCUGAAGUGUAAAACUAAUAAUUACUCAAUCCAUGCCUUCUGGGAAUGCUAUAAAGUCAGAAAGUUAUAGGCGGAGUGAAAGUUGGCUGUCAGAAGUAUUACAGUGUAAAUGUACUUUUAAUCCAUCUGUCUGUAUAUUUUAAGACAUGGUAUACUGUAUGAGGGUGCAGUGAGAUACCCAAUGGGUUGGACCAUACAUUUCUCGCCAAUCAUCUUUAAAAAAAAUAUACUUAAAGACUGGAAAUCGACCAAUACUCCGUAAUUUACGCAAUGGAAAGUUCAAAUGCUUUAUCUAAAUGUUGAAAGUGCGUGGGCUACAGAGAGAAACAAAAUGGUGCCGUUUGAGGCCGUGUGGCAUAAAGGGAUGUGGGCGCUGGAGAUGGGGGUGUGUGCUAGUGGGUCUGGGCAGGUGUGAUGUAAUUGAUGUUUGUAUGAUGUUUUGUAUGUGUAAAUUGUUUUUAAAAAUUAAGUUCUCCAGUGGGGACAGCCGAAGAACCCUUUUAGGUUCUACAGUAGCUCUUUUUUUCAAAGAGUGUAGGAAAUGCCAUGUAAUAGAAAGGUAGAUUAAAAUUAACAGCAGAAGGAUUGCAUCUCCUUUCUGACAUCAUUGAUGACUGAUAUUGUCGUUGAGUGAUGAGCAUCACCUGAGAUGCAGGAGAAUAGCUCUGCUCAGUGUUAACAAACCGACUGGGGCUUGAAAACAGUGCUUAAGUAACAAAAGUGGUCCCUGUUUUUUGUGUACUGUCAUCAAAUUGUGUACUAUGUCAUCCAUUUUGUAUCAUAAACUAUAAAGAGUAUUCAGACCGCUUUCUUUUUUCUACAUUUUGUUACGUUACAGCCUUAUUCUGAAAUAGAUUAAAUAGUUUUUCUCCCCUCAUCAAUCUACACACAAUACCCCAUAAUGACAAAGCAUGCACUGUAUACAAAAGUAUGUGGACACCCCUUCAAAUUUGUGGAUUUGGCUAUUUCAGCCACACCCAUUGCUGACAGGUGUAUAAAAUUGAGCACACAGCCAUACAAUAUCCAUAGACAAACAUUGGCGGUAGAAUGGCCUUACUGAAGAACUCAGUGGCGGCCUCCCGAGUGGCGCAGCCAUCUAAGGAACUGCGUCUCAGUGUUGCGGCGACAACUACAGCCUGGGGUUCGAUCCCUAGCAACUCCUUGUGGCUGGCCGGGUGCCUGCAGGCUGACUUCGGUCGUCAGUUGAAUGGUGUUUCCUCCGACACAUUGGUGCAGCUGGCUUCCGGGUUAAGCGAGCGAGUGUUAACAAGCGGGGCUUGGCGAGUCAUGUUUCAGAGGACGCAUGACUCAACCAUCGCCUCUCCCGAGCCUGUUGGGUAGUUACAGCGAUAAGAAAAAUAAAAAAAGAGCUCAGUGUCUUUCAACUUGGCAUAGUCAUAGAAUGCCACCUUGCCAAAUAGUCAGUUCGUCAAAAUUAUGCCCUGCUAGAGCUGCACCGGUAAACUGUAAGUUCUGUCAUUGUGAAGUGAAAACAUCUAGGAGCAACAAUGGCUCAGCCAUAAAGUCGUAGGCCACACAAGCUCACAGAACGUGACCGCCGGGUGCUGAAGUGCGUAGCCUGUAAAAAUUGUCUGUCCUUGGUUGCAACACUCACUACCGAGUUCCAAACAUCCUCUGGAAGCAACGUCAGCCAUGCACAAGAACUGUUUGCCGGGAGCUUCAAGAAUUGUGUUCCCAGAGCCGAGCAGCCACACACAAGCCUAAGAUCACCAUGCGCAAUGCCAAGCUUCGGCUGGAGUGGUGAAAAUCUUGCCGCCAUUGAACUCUGGAGCAGUGGAAACGCGUUCUCUGGAGUGAUGAAUCACGCUUCACCAUCUGGCAGUCCGACAGACGAAUCUGGGUUUGGCGGAUGCCAGGAGAAUGCUACCUGCCCGAAUGCAUAGUGCCAGCUGUAAAGUUUGGUGGAGGAGGAAUAAUGGUCUGGGGCUCUUUUUAAAUGACAUGUAACUGGUUCGGGAUAGGCUCCUUAGUUCCAGUGAAGGGAAAUCUUAUUGAUACAACCUACAAUGACAUUCUAGACGAUUCUGUGCUUUCAACUUUGUGGCAACAGUUUGGGGAAGGCCCUUUCCUAUUUCAGCAUGACAAUGCCCCCUCUGCACAAAGCGAGGUCCAUACAGAAAUAUUUUUUUGAGCCUGGUGUGUAAGAACUUGACUGGCGUGCACAGAGCUCUGACCUCAACCCCAUCAAACAUCUUUGGGAUGAAUUGGAACGACGACUGCGAGCUAGGCCUAAUCGCCCAACAUCAGUGCCCGACCUCACUAAUGCUCCCAAAGGGGGGACCAACUCCAUAUUAAUUCCCAUGAUUUUGGAAUGAGAUGUUCGACAAGCAGGUGUCCACAUACUUUUGGUCAUGUAUGUAUGUCCUGCAACAACAAAAAAUGUAACAUAUGAUAUGAAAUGGAGGAGGAGAAAUAAUCCAAUUUAACUAUAUGUUACCUAUUUGUUCUGUUUAAGAUCCUAGCGUGAGCCUUUAUUUUCAAAUUAUUUAUUUUACCCCAGUUUCUCCCCAAUUGGUAGUUACAGUCUUGUCUCAUCGCUGCAACUCCCAUACAGACUUGGGAGAGGUGAAGGUCGAGAACCGUGCGUCCUCCGAAACACAACCCAACCAAGCCGCACUGCUUCUUGACACAAUGCCCACUUAACUCGGAAGCCAGCCGCACCAAUGUGUCGGAGGAAACACCGUACACCUGGCAACUGUCAGCAUGCACUGCACCCGGCCCGCCACAGGAGUCGCUAGUGAACGAAGGGACAAGGACAUCCCUGCCGGCCAAACCCUCCCCUAACCCAGGCGACACUAAGCCAAUUGUGCGCUGCCCCAUGGGUCUCCCGGUUGCGGCCGGCUGUGAAAGAGCCUGGACCCGAACCCAGAAUCUCUAGUGGCACAGCUAGCACUGUGAUGCAGUGCCUUAGACCACUGCGCCACUCGGGAGGCCCAGGGUGAAUCUUUAAGUGGAAUUGAUUUAGUCCUGAUAGGUGGGCAAUUUGAGAAUGAGAAUUUAGAGGCAAGAUUGGAUGUAAAUUGGGGCCUUGAUUCCAUUCUGAAGCCUUACUCCUUUCCUCUAAUGGAAAACAGAGAAGAAAGCAUGUUUUUUUUUUUUAUGUGCAAUGGAACCACUCCUAUUUAAACUUGUACCAGAGUUCACCGGUUUGUUCAAGAAUCUGUUCUAGAAUCAGUAAGACUUCAGAGUGUAGAUGAAUCGAUACUAGAUGCUCUUUCCUCCGGUUGUAACUAGGUGCUGGGUUGUGGAAUGUGGACACCUGUGGUUUCACACAUUCAGUCUGCUAACAAAAGACAGUUGGGAUGCUAUUAUGACUGAGGGCCAAUAAUCAUAUAAAGUCAUACAAAUCCUAACACCAAUACACUUCUUUUGUUCUUUAAAUCCCUUGAAAUGUCACUAUGCUGCCUAAGAUUAGGAGUUCUGUUUUCCCAUGAAAGAAUAUGCAAGGGACUGAGUGAACUAUGAAUGUAUUUAAAUGCCAUGUAACUAUGAUACCAAUAAAGACGUUUAUUUAUUGUA
Molecule: messenger RNA, 7547 nt
Organism: Salvelinus fontinalis (brook trout)
Lineage: Eukaryota; Metazoa; Chordata; Actinopteri; Salmoniformes; Salmonidae
Product: transmembrane protein 222-like
Exons: 6
Coding region: 120-671 (183 amino acids)
Source: RefSeq, a predicted model, not a curated record